AUGUUGGGGGAACUAAUAUUUCUUCUGAGGAGUUUCCAUGGGGUACUUGCUGCUUCUGGCGCCCUAGGUGCAGUUGUGGCUUGGCUGAUAGGCUAUAAGCCAGUCUUGUUUGGAUUCCUCUUCCUUCUGCUGUUGCUUAGCAACUGGCUGGUCAAGCAUGAAUUCAAGCCCAUAAAGGAGGAUGCCGAGAAACCAAAGGCUUUAGAAAAAAUCCUCAGCAAUAAAGCCACAAACAAGAAAGAAAUGGAGAAAGUGAAUGCUUCCUUCACCCUCCAGGACAAGGUCCUUGAACGGCUGUUGUUCAGUGAGAUGAAGCUGAAGGUCUUAGAAUAUCAGAUGUUCAUCAUAUGGAAUAAAAUGAACCAUCACCGGUGGAACAGCAGACACCGGAACUUCUCUAGGAGGAGGGACAGGAAAAGGAGGAACGAGUCCUUUUUCUCUACCAUCUCUAACUGUACUACCAACUCCCCCACUGAAUGUGAUUGA
This is a messenger RNA of Nannospalax galili (Upper Galilee mountains blind mole rat), 486 nucleotides long. It is a transcript of the gene Tex46, whose product is annotated as testis expressed 46. Bases 1 to 486 code for a protein of 161 amino acids. The record is from RefSeq and is a predicted model, not a curated record. The transcript is spliced from 2 exons. Lineage: Eukaryota; Metazoa; Chordata; Mammalia; Rodentia; Spalacidae.